Molecule: messenger RNA, 564 nt
Organism: Aphanomyces astaci
Lineage: Eukaryota; Oomycota; Saprolegniomycetes; Saprolegniales; Verrucalvaceae
Exons: 1
Coding region: 1-357 (118 amino acids)
Cellular component (GO): membrane
Source: RefSeq, a predicted model, not a curated record
AUGCACAGCGCGGUCAGGGAAUCGCUACUGUUCCUCGUCGCGGGAGUGCUCGAGAUUGGCGGCGGCUAUGGCGUGUGGGUAUUUGUGAAGAACAAAGACUAUGCAUCGUAUCGGCACAUCCUGUUUGCGGUAUUGGGCUCGAUCGCUCUGGUGGCCUACGGGUGGGUCCAGAGCCUGCAGGCCAUCGAGUUUGGCCGGUUGUUUGCCGUCUAUGGUGGAUAUUUCAUCGUACUGAGUCUGUUUUGGGGAUGGACUGUAGACGGCAAGAAGCCCGACGUGGGCGACUGGGUUGGCUCGCUCAUUGCGUUUGCCGGAGUCCUCGUCAUGCUGUACUGGCCACGACCGGCCACACCGUAACGCACAUACAUGUCGUCCAGAUCCCACAUCGACAGUCCAACGAGUGUAGCGUGCGCAUGGUCUCAUUAACGACUUAUGCACAACAACGACCUUUUCUACUUGAUCAGCGGUUCGUAGCGAAUACGGCGGUUCACGACACGUGGGGGGAUCGACGUCAUGGUCAUUCCGACCACAAUGCGCGGCGGCUCUGUCGUCGAUGGCGGCAUC